CUGCUACAGAUCAUACGGUUUCCUCGCGAUAUUCGUCUUCGCCACAUUCAGCGACUCUGGACGUGCCUCCUCCUUCAGCUGGCGGAGGCUUCCCGUCGAUCAAUCCAUCCGUGUUCAACCAGACGUAUCCCAUGUCGAGAUCUACUUCUGGCGCUUCCGACGCUCAGGAAUACAGCACUCGCCUUUUGACUCCCCAUUCAGAAUAUCGACCUCUCGGACACGGUCCUGAUCCUUACAGUGGUCUCUCACACGACAUUGAAAUGCGGAAAAUGUCCGAAUCACUCGGUCGAAUGCCUUCCAAUCGCUUAUUCACCCCCGCAUUCACCUUUGAGCAUGUCAAUCAACUCGGACCUCAUCCUCAGCCAGCUCAGCCCGAAUUGAAUGCCGGGAUGGCAAGAGGCUGGGGAGCAGAAUUUGCCCUAUCUUCCGAACGUGGCGAUACAAAGGUUGGUUUGAAUGGAGGUACCGAAACGGAUUACGAGAGGGAGAGGGAACAACAAAUCAUGACGAACAAAAAGCUCAUCGAGGAAAUGGGUCUAGGUGGAGGUAGUGGUGCAUUUGGACGAUCUCGGAGUGUCACGGGAGGAGGCGCAAGAGAGCGGAGCAAGACGCCAAGCAAGACGCCAAUCAAGAAGAGAUUGUCCUCGGCAGAGGCGCCGGUUCGAGCGUCGCCUCGAAUCGCCUCGCUGCAUCGGGCAUCUUACGCUGACCUCGAUGGAAAUGCCGUCGAAGAAGUCAGUGACGAGUAUCAGUCCAGUGGUGAACCAGAGCUGGAUGAUGAAGACGACUUUCGACCCCCAAAAAGGACCAAGACGUCUACCCGAGGUUACGGCCGCAAGGCAUCGUACACUGCCAGGGGCCGCAAGAGCGAUCUCUCACUGUGGGGUUUGCUCCAGAUCUACCCUGAGAUCCCCCGCUCUUACCCCUUGUUCUACUACACCUUGAACAACGAUCUCAGUAUCAACUCGGACUCUGUUCCUCUCAUCGGGUCGAUCCCGUCUACUGCGACAGCACUGGAGAAAGCAGAUAAUCUGCAAGCCUUUUACCACCGUGGUCGCCGGGUCCUAUCUCAAUUAGAUGCCUUCACGGCUCGAUGUGAUCGAAAGUAUGAAGGACCUCAGGAAAAGCUCACAGAGUUAGACCACAACACCCGGAUCGCGGUCCGAGAUGUGAGGCGCAAAAUUGUGGAGAGAUGUGAGAACUACAAGUAUACUCGACGAGACCUCCUCGACAAAGCAUGUGGGAAAAACAAAUGGGCCCCCAUCGAACAUGGUCUGAUCGAAUGGCGCAUCGGUAUGGCUCAGACGGAUCCUGCUGGCGAUCUGUCCAACGUCACUUUGACCCUCCCUACUCCUCCACCUCAGGCCUUGUUCCAAGGAUCGACGUCGACCUCGAUGCACCAACAACAGCAGCGAAACCAACUUGGUGUCCGACAGAUCAAACCGUUUCCUCGAUCGCGAAUCGGCUCAGUCGUGCCUCUUCCAUCUGCUCGAACCGUCAGUGUGACGAUGGGUGAACCUAGCUCAGCGUACAACAUGUCGUCGACACCUGUCAUGGGAUACGGAUUCUCAGCUGCAGAUGCCCCUCCCCCGAUGUACGGUGAAGAUGAUGUCCCUAUGAGCGUCCAAUUGUCUACACCGAUCCAACCUUCUUCUGAAUCCCCUCUGGAUCCAUCGCAUCCGCCUCGCUUCCACCCGUCCCCGAAUGGCAUGAAGCUACUUCCGCAACUUCUGCCUCGGCCACCAUGACGGGAGUGAAGAGGUCUCUGAGUGAUGAGGGAGAGGAUGAUGAUGACGUCGAAGAGGGCGGAGAAGAAGGCGAUGAAGAAGCAGAAGAAGAAAAACCAUCUCCUCAGCUUUGGUAGGCGGAUCUCCAAGUCUCGCUCGAACCGAAUGGCAAUUAUACCCUGUUUUCGGCUUUAGAUUCGCUCGUCUUGGCAUGUCCCUAUGUCUAUAGUCUAUUUUGAUAUCGUUGGUGGACUCUCCCAAGAAGGAUGAGGAUGAGCAUCACCGCCUCCUGGAGGACUUAGUGUGUAGAGAUGGAGUCCUGCUGUGAAUGUAUAC
Molecule: messenger RNA, 2063 nt
Organism: Kockovaella imperatae
Lineage: Eukaryota; Fungi; Basidiomycota; Tremellomycetes; Tremellales; Cuniculitremaceae
Exons: 5
Coding region: 132-1748 (538 amino acids)
Source: RefSeq, a predicted model, not a curated record